UGUAUAGUCUAGAAUGUAAGACUAUUCCGGGUAGAGAUAAGUUUCUAUCGUGACACGGAUGCGGAGCGGUAGAUUUAUCUGGUGUUUCACAGUGUGAGGGCAGGUCCUGAGCAGAGCUGAGAUGAGAGUGAAACAAACGUCCCUGCUUGUGUUGCUUCCACGGAUUAAUCAGCUCCGAGAAACUUAUCCUCUCUGACCCCUCUCAUUCUUACCUGGUGACCACAACAUUAAAGUUGGAGAAUGAUGUCGAACAGGACGAUGGCGUCGAGAAUGAUAUAUGUCGCUGUCGUAUUGGGCACGAUGGUCGUCAUCACAAGAGGAGUACCUACUACUCGGGAUACUCCCACCGAGUUUACAACAGACAUCAGUGAGGUGACGUACUUAGGGGCAGAGGAGAAGUUUACGGAGGAAGUCACCACAUUACCCAACGAUGAUGAGGCGGUUACUAUGACAACAGAAAAUACUUUCUCACCAGAUAAAGAAGGAGACGAGGAGAGACAAGGUAUUUAUAAUUUUAUCAAAGUCAAAUUUACAUUGCCAGGAAAGUCGAACGGUGACAUUGGCGGGACGUUGAGAACAGAUAUAAAAAAUGCUAUAAAUCCAAUUCUGAGUGAGAAAUUCGAAGAGUACAAUACAUCAUCCGUUGCAUUUAGCGAAUGUAAAGACGACUGUCUGACAGCAACUGUGAAACUGGAUUUUAGGUUGCGGAUUACUCUGGAAGAAAGACGAGGGGUAAUCAAAGUGCUUUACGAGAUAGUUGAACGGAACCAAACACUUGGAAACCUUCGUGUUGAAAUGCUUUAUGUAUUGAAUGUAAAAGGAUCUUAUGAAAGGAUACAUACUGCAUGUGACAUCACACAUUGCAAACCCGAUAUGAAAUGCUUCAUUGAAGGGAAUGAUUGCUCAUCUGUUUGUGCUGACAAUACGGAAUAUUGUCACCAUGGAAGAUGUGAAAAAUUCGCCCAGCAGUCUUUCAUCACUUGCCAUUGUGAAGAAGGUUUCACUGGUCCACGAUGUACCCAAGAGAUAGGGAAUGAUGAGAGUGAUGCUGAUCUUUAUGUUGGAAUCAUCGCAGCUAGCGCUAUAGCUUGCAUCAUCGUUCUAGCAAUCAUCCUGGCAACUUGCAUCAACAUCUUCAAUAAGAAACGCAUCCGAACUGGAAGAUCUGAGGAGCUUUUUGGCAUCGAGAAUGUUGUAGCUUUAGAGUUAAUGGAUGAGAAAUCUCAAUUGGAUGGUAUGGCGACCCAGACAGACGAAAGUUUCCUUCUCGCUCGAUCGCACAAGGAUGGUGUUGCCCCUAAAGCAGGCCACGCCCACAAGAUCAUGCAGACCAAUGACUCUUUUCUAUUGGCCAAGGCACAACUACUAAGGGCACAUGGUUCGGCAACGCGCUACAGAGGGGCGGGGUCUCCAGUGGGUGUGGUCAGUGGAAAUACACGUCGCCUUAGUGAUCGACCAUCAGAGAGCAAGAUACCCGAAGUCGAUCAUGCCGAACCCAGUACAAGCACUGCCGGAGUUAACGGAGUAGCGAGGAAUCCCUCAACAAAGAAGGAUCGAGCACCAGCCCCACCUCAGCAAAGUCCUGCAUCCCCCUCUCAAAAUGAAGAAGCCACGCCUUCCACCAGUAAAGACGAGCAGCCCCGUAUUCCUUCCGCAGAAAGCGCUCCAAAGCCAGCAGUCGAAAAUGAGGAGGGAAAUAUAGAGGUGCCUCCCCCAGAGAAGCCGAUAAAGUCGGUAGAGGGUAAUGACGUGAUUUCAGAUGCUUACCCUGGAAGAAAAAUACUGAAAGUGUAGCCCCUAGUCUGUUUCUGUUUGGAAUGAUCCGAGAAUAAACUUCAUCUGUGGAAAGAGACAAUAUUGUAUUUUUAUGACUGUAUACUCCGCUUGUACUAUGUUUGCCUUCACCUUGUCCCUGUAAGUGUAUGCCGAAGUCCGUCCGAAGAUAACCCGAUGUGUCUGACCUCUCCAAAGGAAGAAAUAAUACAAUGAACAGUACUUGUUCCCGAAAUCCAGUACAGAUGAUUGUUUCUGUCUUAUUGCUGUACGUCACUGUCAUUAAUGGUAUGAUUACAGCACUGACAGAUUAGUGUAAACUGACCUAAACACCUUUGAUUGUUGUAAAUGCGCAUGUUUAAUCAGUAUGCCCAUUUUUGUCUCGCCUGAAUGAAGUUCAGCAGAGGCCGAGUAAACACUAUCCCGAGUAUUCCUGUUGGUCUCUUCGAAAAUGUUUAAGUUUUUGUUCAACUUGCUCUCAUUUAUUUAUUUCUACAUCAAUUAUGUUUACACUUGGUAACUUGAUACUUGGGUGAUACCACAUCUGUUCCCAUGAUCAAAUAUCCCAGGAUAAUGGGGACAAAGUUCAUCUAGGGAGGCAAAAGGUCAAAGUAUAUGGGGUCAUGUUCAUCCUUUUUUUAAGUUUUUAUGCGACUUGUUCUCAUUUCUUUAUUUCUGCAUCAGUUAUGUUCACACUUAGUACAAAAAAUGAUCCUUGGGUAAUAUCACAUGUGCGUUGUUGAGGAUGAUGGGGUCAAAAUGUCAAGUUUUUGUUCAAAUUGCACUUAAUUUUUAAUUUCUGCAUCAACUCUGUUUGCACUUGGUACAAAUGAUUCUUGGGUAAUACCACAUGUGUGCUCAUGAGGAUGAUGGGGCCAAAGGUCAAAUGAUAUGAGGUCAUGUCCUUGUUUUUUUUUUUUAGAUUUGUUCAACUUGCUCUAAUUUCUUUUAACAUAUCUUCAUCAAUUGUGUUCAUACUCGGUUCAAAUGAUCUUUGGGUAUUACCACACGUGUUUUCUUGAGGAUGAUAAGGUCAGAGGUCACCACAGGAUCAAAAGAUCAUAUUGCAUAUUUUAUUGAUCAAGGCGAGACUCGUGGUUCAUGAACCGCCAUGUUACAAUAGGUAAGGGCAUCUCAUUGAAAUAAAUUGCGCUGACGUCGUGUGGAAAGGCAUGAUUUGUAAGCAUGAAAAAAAAAGUAUAAAUGAAUUCCAUCUUCGCAUGAUAAAAUUAGUAAUGAAGAAAAAGAAUUGUUUGAAACACCCGACAUUACGAAUUGAUGAAUGCAAAUGGAUUUUUCAAAGUCUUCCGCAUGAUACCUUCGAAUUUAGCCAUUAUGAACUAGUAUCACAAUCAACCGAUAUGAUACGUUUGGAAACAAUUAUUUAGUAUUAUUUUAAUCGUGUAGCCAAAGACUUGAAAUGUUUUGUUAUAUGUCAUUGUGUGUGUGAUAGUUUGCCGAGCUGUUAAUAGGCCUGCUAGUUUAUGCUCACUUGUUGUAUAAUCAGUAACAUCACUCAUGUGUAUAGUAUUAUACCCUAUGUGUUUUUACAGUUUAUUUGUAUAUAUUCUACAUUUUCGUAGAUACAUGUACUAUAUGUAUAUGCCAAAACACGUAUAUAUUCAUGUGCUCUUUUCUUUCCAUUCUAACCUUUUUAGCGUAUAAUCUUGUUUCCAUUUUUCAUUAUAAUGUUUGAUCGUUAGCAUUGCUAUUGUACAGUGUAUCUGUUGUUAAUAAAUUUUGUCAGUAAUUGAUAUGAAUUGGCAAUUUGGAUAAGCAAGUUGCUUUCUUCAUUUUUGACACUGAAGAAAAUUUUGAUCCAUUGUAAGGAUGAAUUUUGCGAAACAAAGAAUAAAACAGAAUUUCAUCUUGUAUAAUGUUGCAGAAAGAAGUCUUUGCAUAUUUUUGGUGAAAAUGUAUCCCCCUAAACAAAAAUAUGAGAAAAUUUAGAAAGAGAGCUAAAAAUAACUCAUGAUGGCUAUUGUGCCCAUUUUUAAAAACAAAAUAUUAGUUUAGGAAGUGAAUGAUUGAUCACCAGAACAUUUGGAUUUAGAGAGUGUUCCAUCACGUCAAAGCUACCAAGUAAAGUGUCAAGUCAGUGUUUUUUAAUCGUAGAUAUUAUAAACAUUUUUGAAGAAUUGAGUGGAAAUUCAUUUUGCCCAAAUUAAGAGAUUUUCAUAUUGGAAAUUUUGAGUAAAAUGUACUGUAUGAUAUGGCUGCUUGAUUUUUAAAAUUCCAUAUGAUGUUGGAAUGAAGAUUUUAGAGGGCAUAAUGGAAAUAAAGAGAUUGAUGGACGCCAUUUAUAUCAAGUCA
Lytechinus variegatus (green sea urchin) is the source of this 4086-nucleotide messenger RNA. RefSeq lists its product as uncharacterized. NCBI's taxonomy places the organism in Eukaryota, Metazoa, Echinodermata, Echinoidea, Temnopleuroida, Toxopneustidae. The record is from RefSeq and is a predicted model, not a curated record. Bases 241 to 1794 code for a protein of 517 amino acids. The transcript has 11 exons.